Saitoella complicata NRRL Y-17804 is the source of this 732-nucleotide messenger RNA. RefSeq names its product pali-domain-containing protein. The annotation marks the transcript as partial. The record is from RefSeq and is a predicted model, not a curated record. The transcript has 2 exons. Gene Ontology annotation, cellular component: growing cell tip; cell division site; plasma membrane. NCBI's taxonomy places the organism in Eukaryota, Fungi, Ascomycota, Saitoellomycetes, Saitoellales, Saitoellaceae.
AUGGCCUCCCACCGCAGUCGCGCCGUGACUCCUGGCUCCCUCUUUCUUCUCGCAGCAUUCGUGCUACUCCUCCUCUCUGUCAUCUCCGCCCCGGUAACCCGUUUCUCUAAACUUGGGGAAGACUCAGCAUUCACCUAUGGUGUCCUCGGAUACUGUCCCAUCGGUUCUGGUUCGUGUUCGAGCGCGGGGGUGGGAUACGACUUCCCCAGUGGCGCCGAUACGGAUUACCUGUUGAGCAGCAUACGCGGUACUCUGGCGAAGAUCCUGGUCGUUCAUAUCCCAGCUGCUGCGUUGACGCUUAUCAACCUCAUCUUUGCUGGGUUCGCACAUUUGAGAUCGGGGGCGCAUUCACCACGGUAUCUGUGCUUUGUUGCGGUGUUGCCCUUGGUGAGCAGUAUUAUUACGCUGUUGGCGUUCGUGAUUGACAUCCUUGUGUUCUGGCCGCAUUGUGCUUGGGGUACUUGGAUUACUUUGGCGGCGUUUAUUCUCAAUAUGUUCGCUUCUCUCUUGAUUUGUUGUGCAAGCCGUACCGUUAGGAACCGCAAAGCUCGCAAGCGCUCCAUCGACCAAGAUGCCGACAUGAAUGCAGCAGACUACUACUCCCAACAACGCGCCCUCGACAGCGAACUCGCGACCGCAGAUGCCAACAGUCUCCCCAAAUUUGCAAGCUUCGAGGCACCAUCCAACCGAACCCUCAACGAGCCCGUCGGCGGAAGCACCACCAAACUCCCU